AUGACGAUGUUUGUAAUCAUAGUAACAGUCGUAAGUUUGAUUUUUAGUGCUACUGCUGCUAUUGAUAAUGAUACAAUUCAAGUUCCACUUUCAACAACAUGUCGCGGUGGGCUAGGACAAAUUUAUUAUUUUAAAUACCAAUCAGAAGAUUUUAUUUAUAGUCAAAGUGAUAAUUUUCAAAUAAUACCUAAACUUGAAAUAAAAUUUUAUCUAGUGCAGCCAACAUUAUUUAAAAUAACAUUUCAAGGUCGACUUUAUCAUAAUUAUGGCAUAACAUAUACAUUUAUUCAAGUUGUAGUUAAUGGUAAUUUAAUUAUCGGAAACAAAGUUAUUCCAAAUACAGUAAAUCGUGGUCAUUUAGUACCAACAUUGACAUACCAGCAACGAGAAUCAAACGCUGAUAUUGAUCGACAUGGUGGUCAUUACUAUUUUGAAAGUGCUACAGCACAACAAGUUUAUGUACAAACUGGAUGUACAAGGAUAGCAUUGGUUUAUCUUGCGCCUGGUACACUUACAUUUAAUGUUGGAAUAAGAUCAUCUAUUCGUCCAGGUACAAUUGGUUAUAGUGUGCUUAUGUUUGAGGCAACUCAGAUUGAUCCAAACGCAAAUAUCAAUAUGCCAUUAAUAACUUUCACAAGUACCAGUCUUUGA
Messenger RNA from Didymodactylos carnosus, 651 nucleotides. Lineage: Eukaryota; Metazoa; Rotifera; Eurotatoria; Philodinida; Philodinidae. The record is from the annotation of a GenBank genome assembly.